Messenger RNA from Fulvia fulva, 702 nucleotides. RefSeq lists its product as uncharacterized. The transcript is spliced from 2 exons. Lineage: Eukaryota; Fungi; Ascomycota; Dothideomycetes; Mycosphaerellales; Mycosphaerellaceae. The record is from RefSeq and is a predicted model, not a curated record. Bases 1 to 702 code for a protein of 233 amino acids.
AUGGCGACCGAAUCGACCAAGCACAUCUUCCCCUUCUUUGACCUCCCAGCGGAGCUUCGCGAGAUGGUCCACGAUGAGACCUUGACAGUUCAAACCACGCACAUGCCUAACGACUUCCUCGUACAGGCCACGAACGUACCUCCAACGCGCUUAGAAGCACAGCCAUCUCAUCUCCGCAUCAAGGAUGUCUUCUUGAGGAGCCAUUUCGGAGGAGACCGACAUGACCUCAUUCCGCCAAAACUUCCACGACCAGCGCUUACGAUCCGCAAACUGACGGUGCAACUCGCCAUGGACUCCUUUCGAGAGUGGCGUCUUGAUAGCAUGAAAGACUGGAUCGUUUCGCUAGUGCGGUGGACGCCAAUUCUCCUCUCGUUCGACAUCCGUAUCGUUACAUGGUUUGAUUUAGCAGAACUCGACAGUUGGAAGAAGGCGCUUACUGAGCAGGAGUGGCACGGCAUAAGAGCACUCAAAAGUCUCAGACUCGUGGCUGUCGAUGAUUGGGACCUUGUCGAGUUCAUUGAAGGGGGCACCACGGCGGCCCAAGUAGUGCUGGAAUGGUCGAAAGAUACCAACGAGAUUGAGGAGUUGGAGGAUUUUGUGGAGGUGCAGGAUGAGGCUGAAGAUCCAAAUGCCUUGGCCGAUGCUCGCAAGGUUGUGGUUGUGGAUGAGUCGAAGAGUCCAGAGAGGAGAGCAAGUAUGUAG